Molecule: messenger RNA, 912 nt
Organism: Suillus subaureus
Lineage: Eukaryota; Fungi; Basidiomycota; Agaricomycetes; Boletales; Suillaceae
Exons: 7
Coding region: 95-877 (260 amino acids)
Molecular function (GO): oxidoreductase activity, acting on the CH-OH group of donors, NAD or NADP as acceptor; NADP binding
Source: RefSeq, a predicted model, not a curated record
ACGUAGCCAGCCAAUUAACUUCGUUCUACGUGGGAAUAUAACGCGACAUUCCCGAUAACCGUUUUCUCUCAUAGAUACCUCCAGCUCGAACGCAAUGGCGAACAACCUUCUUCGAAGUCCAGCACAUGCAAGCACAAUUCCCUUUUCUCGGCCUCCAACUCCUGGAGCACAUCCUCUUCAAAUCGGCUUCUGUGGUCUUGGGGCCAUGGGCUAUUUCAUGGCCCGCAAUCUAGCUAACUCCUUUAAAUCUCAACUACCGCCCCUCCUUGUGUACAACAGGACUGUGGCAAAGUCUCAGAAACUCCUCGCAGAAGUUGGCGCAUCCGCCGUCAAAAUCGCCGACACUCUCGACCAGCUGGCUACGGAGUGUGACAUUAUCUUUACUAAUCUCGGGAACGAUGCUGUGGUAACGAGCAUCUACAACGAGUUUGCAAAGGCUCUUGCUCAAUCGCCUCCAACCAAGGUCAAAAUCUUCGUUGAAAUGAGCACAGUUUACCCUACGUUGGCUGGCGAUCUUGACAGACUGCUGUCGAGCUUUCCGCAUGUCCACUUUGUCACUUCACCCAUAUUUGGACCUCCCCCAGGGGCAGAUAAGGCCACGCUUGUCAUUGCCAUGAGUGGAGACUACCGGUCCAAGAAGGAAGUCGCCUUUCUCCUUGUCCCUGCAGUGGGCCGCAAGGUGAUUGAUCUCGGAGGAAAUGUAGAAAAAGCUCCGACACUAAAGUUGAUCGGUAAUGGUAUGAUCAUGGGUAUGAAUGAGCUCCUCGCCGAAACUCUGACGCUCGGAGAAAAGUCUGGCAUCGGACAGCAGACUGUAUACGAUCUGGUGAAAGGUAAACUUCGGGACAUAUCCUGCUCUACCUCGACAGGGAGCUGACAAUGAUCGUAUUCAGAAAUCAUGCCGGCACCAGG